AGUAAUACAGAACCACAACUCCCCUCCCAGAAACCUGAGUCCCCAGGAGGGGCUCUCAACCACCCCUGCACCUUCCCCCUACCCCUCUCAACCUUACCCCAGUCCUAAAGAAGAAUAGAGGUGCAGCCAAGAGGUUAAGAAGCAAAGGUGAGUGGCAGGUGAGGUUAGGGAGAUGCAGCUCAGUCAAAGUCCAGCCCAAGAGUGAAGUCAAAAUUGGUGAAAGUGUUAUCUAUUGUUUACCCUUCUUGUUCCCAUACAUCUCAGUGAGACUGUGAGGGGAGUAGACAUUACCAAUGGUUUUCUUUUCAUAGCCUAUGAUCUACUUUUUCUCACCAAAAUAUUCUACCCUGCUUCAAACUAGCACAGCCAACAUUGAUGGGAUGAAUUUCAACAAGGCCAAGUGCCAGGUCCUGCACUUGGGUCACAACAACCCCAAGCAACACUCCAGGCUUGAGGCAGUGUGGCUGGAGAGCUGCUGGCAGAAAGGGACCUGAGGAUUGUAAUAGACAGGAGCCGAAUGUGAGCCAGCAGUGCGCCCAGGCGGCCGAAUGUGAGCCAGCAGUGCGCCCGGGCGGCCGAAUGUGAGCCAGCAGUGCUCCCAGGCAACCGAAUGUGAGUCAGCAGUGCUCCCAGGCGGCCGAAUGUGAGCCAGCAGUGCUCCCAGGCAGCCGAAUGUGAGUCAGCAGUGCUCCCAGGCGGCCGAAUGUGAGCCAGCAGUGCUCCCAGGCAACCGAAUGUGAGUCAGCAGUGCUCCCAGGCGGCCGAAUGUGAGCCAGCAGUGCACCCAGGCGGCCGAAUGUGAGCCAGCAGUGCGCCCAGGCGGCCGAAUGUGAGCCAGCAGUGCGCCCAGGCGGCCGAAUGUGAGCCAGCAGUGCGCCCAGGCGGCCGAAUGUGAGCCAGCAGUGCGCCCAGGCGGCCAAGAAGGCCAAUGGCAUCCUGGCUUAGAUUAGAAAAGCUGUGUCCAGCAGGAGCAGGGAGGGGAUUGUCCCUUUGGACUCAGCUUUGGUGAGGCCACACCUUGAGUAUCGUAUUCAGUUUUGGGCACCGCAAUACAGAAGAGAUGUGAAGGUGCUGGAGUGGAUCCAAAGGAGGACACAGAAACUGUGAAGGGCCUGGAGAAUAAAUCCAAUGAGGAGCAACUGAGGGAGCUGGGGAUGGGUAGUGUGAAACAGAGGAGGCUGAGGAGCAACCUCAUUGCUGUCUACAACUACCUGAAGGGACAUUGUGGAGAGGCUGCUGCUGGCCUCUUCUCACAGGUAACUGGAGACAGAAGAAGGGGGAAUGGCCUCAAGCUGAGGCUGGAGAGGUUUAGAUUGGACAUUAGAAAAAAGUUUUUCACUGAGAGAGUGGCCAGGGACUGGAAUGAGCUGCCCAGGGAGGUGGUGGAGUCACCUACCCUGGCUGUGAUGCAGUGCUUAGGGAUCUGCUUUAAGGUGAAUCCUGUAGAGUAAGGUUAUAGGUUGGACUUGGUGCUCCUGAGGGGCUUUGCCAACCUGCAUGUUUCUGUGUUUCUGUGAUUCCAUGAAGCCCACAGCAUCCCCUGGACCCCACUCCUGCAGUGUGGGAAGGAGCCCAUGACUUCAGGGAGGAGGGAGCUGUCCUUGAACAAGAAGGACAUUGAACAUGGUGGCACCCUGGAACAGGGCAUCAAAUUGUUCCCACUUGUAUCCAGCCCUGGCCAUUACCAUAACCAUCCAGGGAAUACCCCUCCAGCAGCUGCCCCUCGCCUCUUCCCUCCCCUAGCCCCUCCGGUCCUGCCGGGGCGGGGCCGGGGUGGAGCCGGGACAGCAGCGGGCGGCGGCGGGGUCCGGGCGGCGGCGGCGGCGAUGGGCGGCGGGGCACGGGAGCUGGCUGGGUACCUGGCGGCUCUGUGCGGCUGGGUGGCGGCGCUGGCGGCAGCGGCAUUGCCUCAGUGGCGGCAGAGCUCGUACGCAGGGGACGCGAUCAUCACGGCCGUAGGGCUGCAUGAGGGGCUGUGGAUGAGCUGCGCCGCUCAAAGCACCGGGCAGGUCCAGUGCCGCCUGCACGAUUCGCUACUCUCCCUAGACGUUCACAUCCAGACUUCCCGGGCUCUCAUGGUGAUUUCUCUCCUCCUGGGCUUCUUUGGCAUCAUCGUGAGCGUGGUGGGCAUGAAAUGCACCAAAGUAGGUGAAGAGGAUCCUGUUACCAAGAGCCGCAUCGCUGUUGCUGGAGGUGUCCUCUUUGUUCUUUCUGGUCUGUGCACAUUGGCUGCUGUGUCCUUGUACGCAACACAGGUGACCUACGAGUUCUUCAGAGAGAGCAGCGUCCCCAUCAAUGCCAGGUAUGAGUUUGGCUCAGCUCUCUUCAUCGGCUGGGGCGCCGCCAGCCUCACCAUGCUCGGAGGGUCCCUCCUGUGCUGCUCCUGCCCUGCCAAGGCCCGCCAAGGCCAGCAGUACUACCGGCAGUCACAGCCUUCCAUGUCUCGGGAACCCCCUCUCAAAUUGUCUUCAGCUGUCGGGGGAGAGCCGGGCUCGUAGCCUGGCUACACCCAUUGGGUGCUUGAGUGACUGCACCUAGCUGACGGGGUUCCCCUCCCCAAACACCCCCAAAGCUGCUGCAGUGAGGAAGGAAAAUCCUGCUCUGUAACAACAAGAAAUCAGCCCAAAGUCGUUCCACACCGUGGCACUGCCCAGGAGGGUUUUGUUCUUUUAAUAGGAAAUGACACUAACUUUUCUAUGGGGCAUGGUCAGGAGAAUGGGGCUGGGGGGAAGCUAAAUGCAUUUUUUUGGUCAGUUAUUUGUACUAAAAAUUGUGUCUCGGUGGGAUUAAAAUAUUCCCCAUUACGGGCA
Messenger RNA from Pogoniulus pusillus (Red-fronted tinkerbird), 2810 nucleotides. RefSeq names its product claudin-19-like. Gene Ontology annotation, molecular function: structural molecule activity. Gene Ontology annotation, biological process: bicellular tight junction assembly; cell adhesion. The coding region runs from base 1575 to 2498 and encodes 307 amino acids. The record is from RefSeq and is a predicted model, not a curated record. The transcript is spliced from 6 exons. Gene Ontology annotation, cellular component: bicellular tight junction; plasma membrane. NCBI's taxonomy places the organism in Eukaryota, Metazoa, Chordata, Aves, Piciformes, Lybiidae.